Closterium sp. Yama58-4 is the source of this 1455-nucleotide messenger RNA. Lineage: Eukaryota; Viridiplantae; Streptophyta; Zygnematophyceae; Desmidiales; Closteriaceae. The record is from the annotation of a GenBank genome assembly.
AUGGGAUGCAUCACGGCCAUUCUUUUGCCACCUGUCACUGUCAUCCACCCUCUCAUGUCGUCAGCCACCGUCACCAUCCCGGUUGCUGCCCCCAUCUCAUUAAUUGCAUCUGCCAUCCAAUCGGUGCCCGACACGUCAUCACACACCCACAAAUCCACAGCUGCCCAGCUGAAGCCACACUGGCCCCAAGUUCUCGCAUCAGAAGAUAUACCCUACAGAAAGAUGGCUGCCCGCUGCCAAGCAUUAGACGGGGCACAUAUUGCUCCGAUGGCUUGCAGCCCCGGCGAAACAUUUUCAUCAAAUGCGCAAUUACAGCCGUCCCUUGCAGCAGCUGCCGUACCAGACACACGGCUACCCCUUGCUGCAGCUUCAGUUACAGCAGGAGCAUCAGCAGGAGGAGAGUCAGGGGUAGGAAUAGGAGCAGGAAGAGGAGGGACAGGAGGAGGGGCAGGAGGAGUGGUGAGAGCAGUGGCAGCAGCACUGCCAUCCGUUGUAGGCAUAGUGGUUGGGGGAACCGUGUGGGGCUCUGGAGUGAUCAUCUCCCCCUCUGGCCUCAUACUCACCAACGCUCACAUCCUCACUCCCUUGCUCAAGGAGCGCAUGCAGCAAGCAGAUGCAGGAGAAGCGGGUCAAUCACAACACAGCAGCGGUCUGGCCGUCCGUCCCAUUCGCCCGAGUGCCUCUGAGCUUGAGUGUGGGUCCACAGCUGUCGUCAUUGGCUAUGCUGUAUUCCCGCCCGCCCUGGCCACUCCCCCGUCAGUCUUCUCAGGCAUUGUCUCUCGCAUCGUCACAGUCGACCCGGAGCACGAGCACGAGAAAGAGCAUCCGCAGCAGCAGCAGCAAGAGCAGAGACUUGAUAUCACCGAGAGCAGCAGCACUGGCGCACCUGAUGGGUUGAGAGGCGGGGAGCGAGAGGUAGAGGCGUGUCUAAGCACAGCGGAGCAGAUAGGGGAGCAUGAUCAAGGGAGCAGAGGAGGGAAGAGAGGGGGGAGGGUGGCAGCGAUGGUGCUGACGACAGCAGCAGUGCAUGCCGGGGCGAGUGGAGGAGCAGUGGUGAAUGCACAGGGGGAGAUGAUCGCCCUUGUUACAAGCAAUGCGAAGCACAACCGCCACGGCACCAUCCUCCCUCACCUCAACUUCUCCAUCCCCCUCGCCCUCCUCCAACCCAUCUUCCACUUCGCUUCAUCCCUCCACACCUCCCUCCACUCCUCCCACCACACCUCCCACCAUUCCUCCCACCACACCUCCCACUCCCCUCACUCCUUCCCUCCUCCAUUCUCCCCUGCGUGGGCCUCCGUCGUCCAUCCCCUUCUCUCCCUCCUCCUCCUCCCCCUCAACACCCCCUCCCCUGCCAUCCACGCCCUCUGGUCCCUCGCCCCCUCCUCCCAUCUCACUCCUCCAGACGUCCCUCGUCUCAUCUCCCCCUCAGUUCAAACAAACAGGCCCAGGUUAUGA